This is a messenger RNA of Anastrepha obliqua, 1182 nucleotides long. RefSeq lists its product as uncharacterized. Lineage: Eukaryota; Metazoa; Arthropoda; Insecta; Diptera; Tephritidae. The record is from RefSeq and is a predicted model, not a curated record. Bases 94 to 1182 code for a protein of 362 amino acids. The transcript is spliced from 5 exons.
AGUGACAGUAUGCAACCUGAAUCGGCUCAAGUUCACAUUCAACAUUCGGUGAUUUAAAUAUUUAAAUUUUAAUUCCACGCAGUUGCACUCGAAAUGUCGUCAGCUCAAGUGUUCCAGUUUUUGUUUCUGAUUAUAAUAUUAAUUUCGUCCAGUAGUGCUUCAUGUUCGCGUGAUUCACAUUUAGAUAAUCUAAAAUUUAGCCUCGUACGCACCUGCCAACGCUCUGAAAUGUCUGCAAUCGCUUAUAAAAACACGGCCACUCUAGAGGAUUGUGUGCGCGCAACAAUAGCGGUGCGAGGUUUGGCUUUGAAUUUUGGCACAAGAGCGAGAAGCAAGCAGAAUUUGAAGGGUAGUGAAGUGUUUGAAAUACUACUCACCGAGCAACAGCUGCAACAAAUUACACGCCCGAAUGAUGGUCGCUUCGACGAAAACCACCAGAGCGUGUGGCAGCAACCGCAAGCGUAUUUUAAUUGUCACAUGCUCGCGUGUCCAGAGAACAAUACAUUGCGCAGUUUGGUGAAUGACAGACGUUACGACUAUUAUAGUUUGUACGGCGCGUUAGUUGCGUCUCACAACUAUUCCUGUAUACCUCAAGUGGGCCUAUUUCAACUGCAGGCAUUACCAACGAAUUUUCUUAAUGCUACAAAAUUUUGCCGGAAUAUUACAGGCGUUGCUGGUAUAGCCACAUUGGCACAUGUUGCCUCGGCAGCUCGCACUGAUGCCUUCGCGGAGCUCUUGAGCACCUACAAUCAACUUGCUCGACAAAUGCGUGGACGACAAUACACUUUGGCUUAUGUGGGUCUGCAUUUCAAUCGCUCCUAUACCACCCAGUCUAUUGAGUAUAUUAAUAUGGACGAUGAGCCACUGCGUUGUUUUCAAUUUGUAGCCUGGGCGCCGGGACAUCCGCGUACUAGCGCGAAUUUUGCAAAUAUAAGUUGCAUUGCUGUAACCAAGGAGCGCACGUGGAUGACGGUGGACUGCGAGCGAGAGCUUCCUUUUAUUUGUGAGAUAUACACAUCGCGGAGUGACUUAAAUGAAACUGCAAUCACUGCAGGGGCAUGUGCAUCCAACACCUAUACAUAUAGCGUGCAACAGCUGUUCGUCACUGCGGCAUUGCCAACUGUUUCUUUUCUAUUUGCAUUGCGGCCGCGUGUAAUUGCUACGCAUCGCAAUCGCGUGUAA